Micromonas pusilla CCMP1545 is the source of this 2682-nucleotide messenger RNA. RefSeq lists its product as uncharacterized. Gene Ontology annotation, biological process: cilium assembly. Gene Ontology annotation, cellular component: MKS complex. The record is from RefSeq and is a predicted model, not a curated record. The transcript has a single exon. Lineage: Eukaryota; Viridiplantae; Chlorophyta; Mamiellophyceae; Mamiellales; Mamiellaceae. The coding region runs from base 1 to 2682 and encodes 893 amino acids.
AUGUCGGGCAAGGUGACGUAUCGCUCCCCCGACGCGCUGCAGAACCUCCGGAUUCGCGUCGCGCUCACGCGCGUGAGCGCGCCGCGACCGGACCGCGCGCUCGAGAUGGAGCGCCGGCUCGAGGAGUCGCAGAACGCCGCGCGGUUCGGAAGCGAGCGCGAGGCGAACGCGGCGUCCGCGGAAGCGACCGCGGCGACGGCGCUCGGACCGUCCGCCUCCGCGAGCGAGCUCGCGGCCGCGGACGCGAUGGAAGCCGCCGCCGCCGCGAACGCCGCCGGCGGCGGCGCGCGCGGCGCGAAGCCGUCGCUCGCGCCGGCGCCGUCGUUCAAGAUCGGUACCGACUACGAGGCGCAACGCGACGCCGCCGCCGCGGGCGCGCCGCGGACGGACGCGGACGACGGCGGCGUCGUGACCGCGUUCGACCCGUACGCGACGGAGGAAGGAGGAGGAGGAGGAGGAGGAGCCCCCGGCCCUGGACCGGUGACGGAGGGGAAGGGCGGCGCCGAAGACGCCGAAUCCCUGGCGGCGCGGUUCGCGAGACAGACGACGCUGACGCGCGGGCCCAUCGCGCCCGACGACCCGGACGCGCCGAUACGGUUCGAGCGCAUCGUCGCGUGGCAAGAGAAGGUGUUCGGCGCGGUCGAGAUCGAUCGCAUCAAGUCGAAGGGCGCGCCGGAGACGGAGCUCGAGAGGCGGUACUCGCGGAUGAUCGACGAGGGGAACCUCACGGGGGAAGCCAUCUACACGUACGCGUCGGCGGAUCCGUUCGCGGACGACCGCGACGCGGCGAAGACGGUCACGACGAGCGCGUUCGAGCCGCUGAACGGGCUCUUCCGCAAGAUCUUCGGCGCGCCCGCGGAGCGACGAGGCGAGGACCCGAAGGGGAGGGGCGUCGCGUCGCUGUGCGCGAAGAAGCCGAGCCCGGAGUUGGCGCGGUCGGCGGCGAGGAAGCGCGCGGAGAACGCGCGCGCGGCGUCGAGGCGCCGCCGCCGGGGCCAGGGCGGAUCCUCCGCGCCGAUCUCGACGUUCGCGAUCUGCGCGGACUGCGGCCCUCUGGAGCUGCCGCCGUCGCACCCGGUCUUCGACGGGCCCGACGGUAAGAACGCGGAGCGAGAGGCGCUCGUGAUGCUCGUCGAAGCGUUCGACGACGGCUCGAUCGCGUUCACGCCGGACUUCACGAAGGAGAACGAGCCGAUCCGCAUCGAACGCAGGGACGGCAGCGUGUUCGAGGUUGUCGUCACGAACGCGUCGGAGCGCGGGGAGAGCGCGCUGGAGAAGCGUCAAAACGACAUCGCGCCGACGGCGGCGCUUCGCAGGUUGGAGCUCAUGAAACGCCGCGGCGUGGGCGGUUUCGUCCCCGCGCCCGGGCCGAACCCCGGCGUGAUGCGGCUCGUCCUCCUCGGCGAGAUCGUCAGCGGCCGAGGGUUCGAGAGGGACGAUUUAUACUGCGAGUGGGUCUUGGACGCUGACCCGGUGAUUUGGAAGCUCUCCGGAAGCGUCGCCGGAAAGGGCGGCGACGACGCCGGCCGCAACGCCCCGGUCGUCACCGCGGGGGUCACGCAAAUUUGCCGAUGCACGACGUACCCGAACACCCGCGACGGCGAGGGCGACGGCGCCUUCUCCGGCGACCGCAGGGUCGCGCACUGGAGCUUCCCGUUCGAGCUCGAGCUCGUCGCGCAGUCGGAGCCGGAGCCCGAUCAGUUCCCGUCGCUCUUCUUCCAGGUGUCCUCCUACGACCAGUGGGACCGGUACCGGUGCGAGGGGUACGGCUACCUCCCGCUGCACUCCGUCCCGAUCGGCAGCGUCGAGCACAAGGUGAUGACCUGGCGCGCGGGGGGCGCGAUCGUCGACCGCAUGAAGGAGCACUUCGUCGGCGGCACCCCCGAGCUCGGCGAUCUCGCGUACGCGGGGACGCCGCGCGACGCCAAGGCGGGCGCGAAGUCGGCGGUGCACUCGCGCCUGGGGUUCGUCGCGGACAGCAGCGGCGAGAUCAAAGUCCGGACGCACGUCGCGACGCAGACCAAGGAGGAUCUCAGCGGCGGCGCGAAGCGCGGCUUCGGGCUGCUGCGCGCGAUGACGACGAGGGACGGUCAGGGCGGCGGCGAGGGCGAGGGCGGCGGCGACGCCGCUUCGCACCCCUCGGAGUCCGCCGCGACGCGCGAGAGGCGCGCGCGGUCGCAGCUGGACGUCGGCAACGUCAUCGAGCGCGCGCGCGCGAGGCUCGCGGAGGCGCGCGCGCAGGGCCGACUGCACCCGGACGCGGCGCCGAGGGCGGUGCUGCUCUCUCGCGGCGCCGGCGAGAACGCGGAUCCGAACGCCGCCGACGGUCACGGGUCCGGGUCGCUCGCGCGCGCGUCGUACGACCGCGACCGCGACCGCGUCUCGCGCGCCGCCGCGUCGCGCGGGGAGAGGGAGGAACGAGAACGAGAGCGGGCCCCGCCGGCGUCGAGGCGCGACCGCGUCGUCGCGACGCCGCCGAGGGCGGCGGCGCGGGCGCCGCGGCCGGUGACGCCGCCGGAGGCGACGUUCGUGGACGACGCGCUGCGGCGCGUCGCCGACCGCGAGGUUGCGCCCGCGGCGUCCGUCGACGACGCGAGCGGCGGCCGCCGGCCGGUGACGGAGAGCGUCGACGUCGACGACGUGAUCGAGCGCGCGAAGGCGAGGAUCGCCGCGCGGCGGUGA